UGUGCGUAAUAACUGUUGUGUAACGUUACACAAGCGUGAAGCGACAGCGUUAAGUAACGCUCGCUGUCGUCAUGUAGCUGAGCUAACAAUGCUAGCAGCUUCGUCAUCGCUGGUAGCAGGUUCAAUGGUCUCCUCCUUCUCCUCCUCCUCAUCUUCUUGUCUUUACUCCAGUCUCCGUCAGGUUUGCCGUCAUUUCAUCAACUAUCGAAUGGGCGAGAUGGCUUCCAAAUCCCAGAUGCCGACCCCGGAGGAAGCGCUGCCCGGACGGGCGGACCCCAUGAAAGUCUCCGCCAAACAUGAGGUCAAUGGUAACAGGACUGUUCCACCUUUUCCAGAGGGGACAGCCAUGGCCAUCUUCGGUAUGGGCUGUUACUGGGGAGUGGAGAAGAAGUUUUGGGGCCAAAGAGGGGUUUAUUCCACUCAAGUGGGCUUCUGCGGAGGAUUCACACCUAACCCCACCUACAGGGAGGUGUGCACAGGUAAAACAGGCCACGCUGAGGUGGUGAGAGUCGUCUUCCACCCAGAGAAGAUCAGCUACGCUGACCUGCUCAAGGUCUUCUGGGAAAACCACAACCCGACUCAAGGGAUGCGUCAGGGGAACGACAUCGGGACGAGUUACCGCUCGGUCAUCUACACGUUCACAAAGCAGCAGCUGGACGAAGCGCUGGCCUCCAAAGAUGAAUUCCAGAAGGUUCUCACCGGCGAAGGAUAUGGUCCAAUCACCACGGAGAUCGCAGAAGCUCAGCCGUUCUAUUACGCCGAGGACGAUCACCAGCAGUACCUGAGCAAGAACCCAGACGGAUACUGUAGCCUGAAAGGGACCGGAGUCUCCUGUCCAAUAGGAAUCAAGAAGAAGUCGUAAAAAAAGAGUCCAUGAGGUCCGAGAGGAACCUGCGGUCAGAAAAAAAACCGUAAUCAACUGAGGCUAGUUUGUGUUUUCAGGUUCUUCUCUGUCAAACUGCCAAACAUUUAUUGUAAUUCACAUUCUAAAUCAAAGAAUCAGCUGAUUUAACAAAUGUUUGACUGAUUUCAUAUAAGACUGAUUUCACUGCCUGUUAAUCGUCACAACACAGUAUUUAUGAUGCUUUUAGGUUAAAUAUAUAUAUAUAUAGAGAGAGAGAGGUUAUAAGAAUAUACAGUGUCUCAACCUACAGACG
Solea solea (common sole) is the source of this 1157-nucleotide messenger RNA. RefSeq names its product methionine sulfoxide reductase Aa (gene msraa). Bases 89 to 862 code for a protein of 257 amino acids. Gene Ontology annotation, molecular function: peptide-methionine (S)-S-oxide reductase activity. Gene Ontology annotation, biological process: cellular response to oxidative stress. Gene Ontology annotation, cellular component: cytoplasm. The record is from RefSeq and is a predicted model, not a curated record. The transcript is spliced from 6 exons. NCBI's taxonomy places the organism in Eukaryota, Metazoa, Chordata, Actinopteri, Pleuronectiformes, Soleidae.